UAAUAUAAUAAGUAUCAAAUUAUGAGUAUCGUAUAAGUACUGGUUACCCAGUACUCCGAUAUUUGGAGUAAAGCUACCCAGGUUUUGAUACCGUGGCCUCCCGUUUAAAGACCCUUGUCGACGGUGGCCAUACGUACGUGUCCCGGAGAUAGUAUUUACUCUAGAUGUAUACUGCGGUAUUAUAUAGGUGAAACUUGAUGAUACGUCAAGUUAAUGGUAUCGCCGGCCUGAUGCAGUGAAGUGGCUGUCGGGAUAGACUAGAUAUCUAUACUCAUAUUAAUGAUUUACACGACUCAUCAAACUUAGAGAAAGGUCGUCUUUUCGCUGAUACAUCAAUUCUAGAAAAAGGAAGGAACUAUGAGGUCGUUUACAUCGUUAAUAUACAGACAAGGAAUUUAAUGCACAAUUACUGGUUAUUCAUCAAGGCUUUCAUCUCUAAAACAAUAGAUGAAUCAUCGAAGAUGACGGUGGGACGACAAUGAUGAUGAUACCGGAGAGGAGUACAUAUCGCUUGUUUCCACUAAUUUUUGAUCUGCGAGUUAUGGUUUCUAUAUGAAGUGCAUUUUAGCAUUAAGUUUCGUAAUGUUCAAUAUAACAGACAGUAAAACGUGACUUGGUGAAAUCAUACAAAACAGAAAAUAACUUCUCUGGUUAGGUCUCACUUGAAACAUGCAACGCAUGAGUGAUCACGUGACAAAGUAAAGUAAAAAGAUCAACGAGAGAUGCAAUGAAUUGUCCGGAAAAGUGAAACGAUGGAUAUAUCAGGCCUCUGGGCCCUCCUACAGAUCGUAGUUUUAGGGAUCAGUCGGACUGUCUCGGAGUCCGUCUAUAGGAACCCUUGUGCAGGUCUUAAAUCGACAGAUCUUCUCGAGGAGGCGAUACCGAGAAAUGGGAAGCUUCCGGUUGGAGUCAAGGUCAUUUACGAUACUUCAAGUCAUGUCCAUGCUUUUGAAUUCAACGAUGAAACCACUGAUGUGCAAUUAAGGUCACAGCCUCUCUUUCACAAAUGUUCCAAGUUUCCGGAAGAAUUCUCCGUAUUUUUUGUUAUCAAACAUAAACGUAUAUUUGGGAAAAAGGAGUGCGUUUUGAGAGUGAGAAACCAAAUGACGUCUAUAGUUUCUAUAAAUUUGACGAAUAAGUAUAUAAUGCUUGUGUAUAAUAGUCGCAGAGUGAAAUUUAGGAAUACAGUUUUACUUGACAACAAAUGGCAUACAGUUGGAUUAAGUGUAACAGGAAGUGACGUUAUAAUGACGACGGACUGUCGGAGCAGGAAACGGAAACGUUUAAAGAGGAAGUUUCCUGCAAAUAUUCCGUUUCAAAAUGGGACAUUCCAAUUAGCAAGCUGUAGACCAGGUUCUGGUGUUGUCAGGGGUAUUAUAAAGGACCUAGUGUGGGUUCCCGGGGCUGACGCGGUGAGAAGGGCGUGUCCACCACGAAUACCGAAGCAUACACACAUGGACAAUCGACUGCCGUCUCUACCAGAUCUGUACGGGAUUGCCUCCCCUGGCCCGCGAUGGGAGGAUUGUACCUGGAUGGAUGUUGGUAGCGUGGCGUACGAUCUCCACUCCGAGUCCCUGAAGGUCUGUGUCAACGGCAUUUGGCAACAUCUCAGCGUCACCGUCCCAGAAAAAGAGCCAGUACCCAAACGUCUAGACUACUUGGAACUUUAUCAGGACUUGCGUACUCCCGGGCCCUCAAUUGACGUUGAGGUAUUUACUAUCCCGGGGGAGGGGAUGUUUGCGGUGUUCGCUAACUCCGGACGGAAACGCCACGAUGUCUCCGCUUUGUAUAAAUGGACGGACAAGUCCAUGACCUUGUAUCAAAGACUGAAAACCAACAUGGCGCAGGCAUGGGAGUUCUUCACCAUAGAUGGCGGUUUUUUCCUUGCAGUUGCUAACUACGGACAAGACGAUGGUAUCCUGACAAACUCAACUAUCUUCAAAUGGCAGCGCCGGAAACGGAAGUUCAAGGAGUACCAGCAACUUCCAACUUACACCGCGCGUGACUUUGAAUAUUUCAAGGUCGAUGGAACACAUUACCUCGCAGUUGCUAACCAUGCCCAGGGUAACAGUCAGACGACGGAAUCUGUGAUUUAUGUGUGGAACGUCACGAGUCACGUGUUUCAAGAGAUGCAGCGUGUGAACACCGUGGGGGCGUAUGAUUGGACCCACUUUACAGUAGGGGGUUACACAUUCCUUGCCUUGGCCCAGGCUUUUGACGGUCUUACCACCCAGCUCGACUCGAGAAUUUACAUACUCCAGGACGACCAAUUCUUCCUUUUCCAGACGAUGGAGACUAACGGAGCCACAGACUGGGAGGUGUUUACCAUCAGUGGAACUGUCUACAUGGCUGUCGCGAACGCCUACAACUACGGACCUCAAAACUUCUCUAAGACAAAGACACACUACACUAACUCUACAAUAUACAGACUGAACAUGGACAAACGGGCUUUCGAGAGGUUUCAGAACCUCGGCACGUACAGUGCUGUUGACUGGGAAUUCUUCACUAUUGGGGACGACAAGUUCCUCCUGGUAUCAAAUGCUCAAAAUGGCGGGGAAGAGCGCGAGCUACGCAGUACGAUGUAUCGUUGGCAGGGAUUGGACGGAUUCGUUCCCGUCCACGUUAUGGCAACACUUCCUAACUCAGACUGGGAGGUUUUCACAGACGAUGACGAUGUUUACUUUAUAUACACUAACGCAAAGGGACGUAACUCUCAGAUACUCAAGGCAAAAAUGGUUUUAUAGUUAUCUGAAUACAGCAAAAGGUGGCAUGCAGUUAUACAGUACCAAAAUCGGCUGAUUCUAAAGGAGGCAAAGUGCAAAGGGAGGUAACCCAAAAAGAAGCUUCGACAUCGAAAUUCUCAUCUUCAAGUUGUCACAUUUAAACGUUUUGAAUGUGUUAUUGAUAUAUAUCAGUUAAAGAGAAGUGAAUGUGCAAUUGACGUUUUCUGUUUACAAAAUGUUAUUUAGGUUCGUAAUUAUGUAGAACGUUUAUCUGACAACUAGUUUAACCCUUACACCCCUAUGUAACUUGAGUAGACUCUACCAUGCCUUGAUCUGGAUGAGUCCAUAAUGGUCUACAGUGGUGAGAUGGUUAACACCACACUAUGCUAUGUACACCAAGUUUACGUUGUAUAAGGCUAACACACUUAGUAUCUUUAUACUUUUUGAAGGCGGAAAUAAAAACCAAUCAAACGGAUAAACCGUAUUGUGAAGGGAAAAAUGGAGAACAACCAACCGUUUAUGUGAAAAGGGGAAAUACAGACCAACCUAUCAAAUUGACCGUUUAUGUUCAAAGGGGAAAUACAGACCAACCAAUCAAAUUAACCGUUUAUGUUCAAAGGAGAAAUACAGACCAACCAAUCAAAUUGACAGUUUAUGUUCAAAGGGGAAAUACAGACCAACCAAUCAAAUUGACCGUUUAUGUUCAAAGGGGAAAUACAGACCAACCAAUCAAGUUUACUGUUUACGUGAAAAGGGAAACAAGACCUACCAAUCAAAUUGACCGUUUAAGUGUAAGGGGAAGUACACACCAUUGUAAGUGAAAACACAGACCAAUCAAUGUAAUUGAACAAUCGUGAGUGGGAUGUUUGUUCUAGAAAUCAUGGCAAACAGACGUCCCACUUUGUAUUCUGUUGGAACAGCAAAUGGGCAAUGAUAGUGUUUGCUGAUUUUCACAGUAAACCAUCGACUUGUACUAUUAGAAUUACCUGGAAAGAAUAUGCAUGUCAUGGGUAAGAUAGGGGCCCUUAUAUGGAUUGGGAGGUAGCAUGACGUCAACAAAUUGUAUAGUUUCUAUAGAAACAGGUCAGUAAAAGAAAAACAUCAAAUAGUUGUACAUUUUGUAAGUUAUAAGCUAUUUAUGUCUAUAUUUUGUGUAUUUAUUAUAUGUUACGAAUAAAAAAUGACC
Messenger RNA from Mizuhopecten yessoensis (Yesso scallop), 3909 nucleotides. Its product is annotated as thrombospondin-type laminin G domain and EAR repeat-containing protein-like. NCBI's taxonomy places the organism in Eukaryota, Metazoa, Mollusca, Bivalvia, Pectinida, Pectinidae. Gene Ontology annotation, biological process: signal transduction. The transcript is spliced from 9 exons. The coding region runs from base 753 to 2744 and encodes 663 amino acids. The record is from RefSeq and is a predicted model, not a curated record.